AUGGGCCUCGUCGAUUACUCGUCAGAUAGCUCUACUGAUGAAGAACCACCGGGCAAGCGCAUCAAGGCGACAACGGAUGUUUCCUCUAGCAAGAAUCAGGCAGGUGACAAGUUCAGAAACUCCAGCAACAGUGCCGAGGCACCGGCAAAGCUACCCCCGCUACCAGACUCGUUCCGCGAUCUCUACGCCUCGACGGUGCGUCAGAGCGUGUCGGACGACCCGAGCCUUCACCAGGGCCGCAAGCGUGUGCAUCCUCAUGUGCCGGGCAAUUGGCCGUCGCACGUCUACGUUGAAUGGCACCCGACAACUGAGCAGCAUGAUGUACUUACGCGAUUGUUCAAGAGCGUCGAGGACGAGCUCCGCGGCGAGGUGAAACUGCACAGUCUACUGAUCAACGACCUGGGUGUCCCUCUGCCCUUGCACAUCAGUCUCUCGCGUCCCUUGAGCCUCCGUACGGCUGAAAAGAACGAGUUUUUCGACCGCAUCACAUCGACGGUGCGCUCUAGUCGUGUGAGGCCCUUCCACGUUCUUCCUUGUGACCUUGCGUGGUGGACGUCGCCCGACUCGGACCGGUCGUUUCUAAUACUUCGAGUCACGACACCGGGCGACAGGAGUCAAAUUGACGUUGACUUUGAUGGAGACAAAGAUGAAGCGGAAAUUGCCGCUGGUACUGCUGCACCGCAAAACGCCCAACUCCUCGACAUCUUGACACGUUGCAAUAUGACGGCCUCGCAUUUUGGCCACACGCCACUCUACCAGAGGAAACAUAAUGAGCCUGUCGGUGCAGCCUUCCACCUCUCGAUCGGCUGGUCAUUUGGCAGGCCAAGCGGCGAGAUGUGCCUGCGCUCGUUAAGGGUCCUCAAGGAUAAGCAGUUUGCAGAGGUGAGGACGUGGCAGGUUCCCGUGGCAGGGGUGAAAGUCAAGAUCGGCAAUGCCGUUCACAAUGUCAACCUGCCAGGUGGACAGCAGGAGACGAGGCGCAGACGGGUGCCAUAG
Geosmithia morbida is the source of this 996-nucleotide messenger RNA. RefSeq names its product Phosphodiesterase. Lineage: Eukaryota; Fungi; Ascomycota; Sordariomycetes; Hypocreales; Bionectriaceae. The record is from RefSeq and is a predicted model, not a curated record. Gene Ontology annotation, molecular function: 3'-5'-RNA exonuclease activity. Bases 1 to 996 code for a protein of 331 amino acids. Gene Ontology annotation, cellular component: nucleus. The transcript is spliced from 2 exons. Gene Ontology annotation, biological process: U6 snRNA 3'-end processing.